Molecule: messenger RNA, 953 nt
Organism: Medioppia subpectinata
Lineage: Eukaryota; Metazoa; Arthropoda; Arachnida; Sarcoptiformes; Oppiidae
Source: the annotation of a GenBank genome assembly
AUUACAGUAUGGGAAUAUUAUACCACAUUAGAUUUACCAUAUUUUGGCGUAUGUUAUGUUUAGUAUUAUACGAGCAUUUUUCAAAUUUCAUGGGUUGGCGCCGACGGGUGACCAGUGCUAAAAAACUUAACGGACAGGUAGUUGUAGUGACCGGCGGUAACGCUGGCAUUGGUAAAGAAACUGCAUAUCAGCUCACUUUACGAGGGGCUAAGGUAUACAUCGGGUGUCGGGACCAGAAGAAAGGCAAAGCAGCCGUUGAAAACAUCUUAGCGUUGAAUCCAAAGGCAGACAUAAAACUACUUUUGCUGGACUUGUCUUCACUCAAAUCUGUCCGCAAAUGUGUGGAAGAGUUGUCGGGUUUGGAGACAAAAGUCGAUAUACUUAUCAAUAACGCAGGAGUUAUGGGUUGUUCGGAAUGGAAAACCGAGGACGGCUUUGAAAUGCAGUUUGGUACUAAUCAUCUAGCACCGGCGGGUCGUAUAGUGACCGUGUCGUCAGCCCUGCAUAUGUGUAGCCCAAUCCACCUUGAUAAUGUAAACCUACGAAAUGGUACAUACAAUAACUUUUUUGCGUACGCUCAGAGCAAACUCGCAAAUGUGUUGUUCAGCCGUGAAUUGGCCAAAAGGCUCCGCCACUCAAACAUCAACACAUAUUCACUGCAUCCGGGAGUCAUUAACACAGAACUGGACAGACAUGUUGGGGCACCCGAUGCGGCCAACCCGACCGACAGGGGUUGGUUUCGGCGCAACUUUUGCAUUUCGCCACUACUCGGCUCUCAGACCACACUCUACUGCGCUCUCGACGAUGAAGUCGCAGAUCAGACGGGAUAUUAUUACGACAACUGUCGUCGUGUGGAUCAUAUGAUACCCGAAGCCAAUGACGACAAGACUGCCAAAAGUCUGUGGGAAUUGAGCUGUGAUUUAGUUAAACUCGAAGAGCAUCUCAGAAUUUGA